UUCCAAAUAAACCAAAGAUUAUAGAUCCAAUCGAUCACACAAAAACGACAAGUGUAGGAAGGUGAGAGGAAAAACACAUAAAAAUAUCCAACACAUCCAGAUUACUGAUUAGGGAUCGAAACACAGAGAUCUAACCCUAAUUUCACAUCUCCCUCCGAUCCGAAUUCCAUCAAUUUCACUCCCGAUCUCCUUCUACAAUGGCCGAUUCGACAUUCAGCGGUGAUGAAACUGCACCUUUCUUCGGAUUCCUCGGUGCCGCUUUUGCACUCGUCUUCUCAUGUAUGGGGGCUGCAUACGGUACGGCGAAGAGUGGUGUAGGCGUGGCAUCUAUGGGAGUUAUGAGGCCUGAGCUGGUGAUGAAAUCUAUUGUUCCGGUUGUUAUGGCUGGUGUGCUCGGUAUUUAUGGUUUGAUUAUUGCUGUUAUUAUCAGUACCGGAAUCAACCCCAAGGCGAAAUCUUAUUAUCUGUUUGAUGGCUAUGCACACCUUUCCUCUGGUUUGGCUUGUGGUCUGGCUGGUCUUUCCGCUGGAAUGGCUAUCGGAAUUGUUGGUGAUGCUGGUGUUAGAGCAAACGCUCAGCAGCCAAAGCUCUUUGUGGGCAUGAUUCUUAUCCUCAUCUUCGCCGAAGCCUUGGCCUUAUACGGUCUUAUUGUGGGUAUCAUCUUGUCUUCCCGAGCGGGUCAGUCCAGAGCAGAUUAAGAAGUGACAGCACCUUUGCAUUUCUCGGUAUGUAGUUAUUCUGAAAAAAAUGAAGAUUGGUUCCAUUUUUAUGCUUGUCUGGCAGCUUUUGAACAACGAUUAUUGCUUGCAUUCUUUUGUGGUGUUUAUGAUUGUGGAAUAAGAGUUAAAUUGCUCGUGUCCGUUGUGUACUUUUGACCUAUGUUUUGAGCACUGUAGAGACUAUUACUGUUUCAUUAUGGUGUUUAUAUAUUCA
Helianthus annuus (common sunflower) is the source of this 933-nucleotide messenger RNA. RefSeq names its product V-type proton ATPase subunit c1. Gene Ontology annotation, biological process: proton transmembrane transport. Gene Ontology annotation, molecular function: proton-transporting ATPase activity, rotational mechanism. Lineage: Eukaryota; Viridiplantae; Streptophyta; Magnoliopsida; Asterales; Asteraceae. Gene Ontology annotation, cellular component: proton-transporting V-type ATPase, V0 domain. The transcript is spliced from 3 exons. The coding region runs from base 198 to 698 and encodes 166 amino acids. The record is from RefSeq and is a predicted model, not a curated record.